Trematosphaeria pertusa is the source of this 1071-nucleotide messenger RNA. RefSeq lists its product as uncharacterized. The transcript is spliced from 3 exons. NCBI's taxonomy places the organism in Eukaryota, Fungi, Ascomycota, Dothideomycetes, Pleosporales, Trematosphaeriaceae. The record is from RefSeq and is a predicted model, not a curated record. The coding region runs from base 193 to 594 and encodes 133 amino acids.
AUUUAUACAUCGCAUUGCGUAGGUUGCAUCGGGAGUGUGCUCUCAUAGGAUAGACCGUACGGAUACUCUCGCGUUACGGUACUCGGGUCGCAUGCUGCGAGGGCUACUUUGCUUCAUACCCAAAACCACCUCAUACCAUCUUCCAAAUCACACUCGCUUCGCCCUAGCUCAGUCGCUACCGCCACCAUCAAAAUGCAGACCUUCAUCGCCGCAACCAUCAUCGCCCUCAUCGCCUCCACCACCGCCGCUCCCACCCAAAACCUCGCUGCCCGUGCCCCCGGCGACGUAACUAUCUGCACCGGGGAGAACUACACCGGCGAAUGCACGACGCUUUCCGUUCCGUUCUACGACUGCUAUCACCUCGAGGCUCCCUACUUGAACAACGUUGGGAGCUUCAAGGUGGAUGCCGGAGCUUACUGCAGGAUUACUUAUACUGCUGAGAAUUGCACCAUGCAUGGUGAUGCGUUCAUCUGGCCGGAUACGAAUGCGCCCACGCUGCACCACUUUGAUGACCCUGCGACGCAGGAGAAUAUUGAUGCGGGGAGCACGAUGACGAGUUUCCUUUGCCAGGAGUGCACGAACUGUAAUGCUUAAGGCAUACAGUCACCGCACUUUUACUGAAGAUGAAGUGAGCAUGACGAGAGUGGAGAGGAAGAGUUGCGGAAAUGGGAGGAUAGAUUCUUGCCUUCAAAUUUGCAUUGAGGGGCGUCAUUCCUGUAGAGUUUUGCAUAGCGGUAAUAAAGGUUAUUCUAAGAACUCUCUUUAUAACUUACCCCCUUUAAAAUUUAAAGAAAAUCCUUUAAAGUUUCAAGAAGUUGAUUUUUCGGGCGGGAAAAAAAAAUCGAGAGGCUGCUAAGAUUUCUACCGAUUUAUGCACGCGAUAGAUCGGCCUUGUUAAUCUCUGUAGCACCAGCCCAGGCAGCGUGAUUAAGGACUCGGCCAUAGUACUACUUUAAGGGCUGAAAGCAGCGCAGGUCGAGAGGCUGAAGAAUAUAGGUUGUGCGAGGAUGGAGGGCAAAGAGCUGUAUAUAAUUGGCCUCCACGUACUUACAAAACUUCUUUGUGUUAUAA